Oncorhynchus kisutch (coho salmon) is the source of this 1484-nucleotide messenger RNA. Its product is annotated as small integral membrane protein 13-like. The coding region runs from base 506 to 772 and encodes 88 amino acids. The record is from RefSeq and is a predicted model, not a curated record. The transcript has 2 exons. Lineage: Eukaryota; Metazoa; Chordata; Actinopteri; Salmoniformes; Salmonidae.
UAGAACUAAAAGCUGGCGAACUCUAUUGACUAUUGUACCCAAAAUGCAACGCGUAUCUUAAGCCUACUGCGCAUGCUCAUUUCCCCCACCGAUUUUGUAAUAUCUACUUUCUUUUCCAAAUGUAAUCGUUCAGGUUGCAAUAAUGCAGCUAGAUAUGAACGGUAUUUUAUCCGUCCAUGAUUUUGGCACUGCAAACCGACGUUGACAUUUUUGCAGGCGGCGAGACCGUAUCACUCAGCAACGAGGGAUUUAUUUUCCUUCGCCGCAGUAGCUAGUUGGGUCACGUUAUUCUCCACUAAUGUUGAAGCAAGGAAUUAUGUUGUAACGUUAUUUCUGUGGCAAACAAUAGUUGUAAACGGUCUGUCAGUGUCAGUCUGGUGAAUGAGUUAAUGGACUGAACGGUAAAUCGAAUUGGGGAGUUAACGUAGCUGUCAGCAACUUUGACUUUGUAACGCCUUCGCUAACUAGAAGCUAGCUGGCUAGUUAGCCCUGACAAGAAGACAACAUGUGGCAAAGCGUUGGUCUAACUGUGCUGGUUAUUGUGGCCACCCUUGUGUGUGCGUUGCUCUUCAUGGUGUUUGGUUGGUAUGUUGUCUGGCAGCUCUUUCUGUCCAAGUUCAAGUUCCUGCGUGAGAUGUUGGGCGACACCGGAUCUCCGCAGACAGAGACCCAGCCGUCCGAAUCAAAGAGCAAGCAUACCUCUCCUCCAACCCAACGCCAGAGGCUCAAGACUGCCCGCCAGAGGGUCGUUCCUCCUGAAAACACUACAUAGAUGACCACACCCAUCCGCUAUCAGUCUCACCCUGUCCCCCUAUUCACCAACCCUCGUCACUCUAGGAAACCGUGGUGGACAAAAUGAAACCCCUUACUAAAUGGCAUGAUGUCGAAUGUCAUACUAUUCUGAUGUCCAUGCAUACUACUCCCCUUUCCACUACCUUACAACGUCCUCGUCGUAGACACUUGAUACUCUACUUUUCUCUCCUGGACACUCUUACGAGACUACGUAUAGCUGCUGAUGUUAUAAAAGGCACAAGCCAUCAAAUCAUGGGACAUUCUGUGUACAACGUGUUCACGUUUCAAAUAUGUAUUUUAGCUGUUCACAGUAUAUGUACUGAGCAGCACAUCCAGUCUCUUCACUUGGCCUUAACUGACACUGCAACAUGGUCAGCUCUGACUGGCUGACACUGCAAUAUGGUCAGCUCCCACUGGCUGUCAUGCUGCUAACACCUGCACAGGGAAUCGCUGCUAAAACCUGCACAGGGAAUCUGUUUCUCCAUGAUCACACAAGUGAAUUCUCUAUCAUGACUGUGUAUGUGUGCGUUUUGAGAGUUUGUUUAUUUGAACAUGUUUUUGUAGCAAAGCCUAUAUUCUGACAAACCUAGACAACCUGUUGUAUAAAACAGGCUCAUUUGUUAGCAUUUGCUUUCAGAAGCAAAACAACUGCUAGAAGAAAAAAAACGGAAUGAAACAAUUUGUAUAACUGA